AUGAAUGGAACAUGUCAUUGCAUGGAAGGAUGGAUGGGAUCUAACUGCACUCAGGAUGUAGAUGAAUGCAAGAAUACAUCUUACUGUGACGCAUAUCUAGAAGACUGUUACAAUGAAGAGGGGUCUGCAAGCUGUGAAUGUCGUUACGGAAAUGUAAACCGUACUGAUAAUGAAUGUGUUUGUGAAUGGGAGAUUAAAAUAAAACUAGAAUUGAGAAUCGGUUUGACCAUUACAAGGGAUGAAAUACAGAACAACCACACAGAAUGGUUAGCGGACAUUGAGCAUGCGCUAGAAAACAUUUACAACGAGUCCAUUCGAGGUUUUACAAAAGUUACCGUUCUGUCCAUUCGUCUUGGAAGCGUUUUUGCUGAUCAUGAAAUCAUUGCAAAUGCCAGCGAUUCAGUGAAAAUUGACGUGGCGAACCAAAUGUUGAACUUUUUGACAAAGCAGUCUACAUUGACAGUUCGUAAUUUAGACGCAUAUAUAACUGGUGCAAUAUUGAAAAACGAAAAUGGAGCGAUCGUGACGAAUCUCACGGAUCCUUCUACCCUGUGUUCAGAUUUUAAAGUACAAUGUGAAGGAAAUCAAAAUUGUGAAUGGACGUCGGGUACCUUGAGUUGUGUAAAGCCAAAGACAGCAGAUUUGUCUACGUAUCUCAUUGUCCUUGGUGUGAGCAUACCAGUGCUGAUAGCGUCGAUUGUAAUGAUUAGCAUAUGCGUGUGUCAUCGAAGGAAUUCCAAAGACAAUGAAUCAGGAAGUCUCAACAAGUAUACGCUCUCGGAAGAUGAUUGGAUGAAGAAUGUGGAUACGGAGAACUAUUGGUCCGUUGGCUCUGAUGCUACCAAGGGUCAUAAUAAUGCGAUUUAUUCAUGGAAUGGAUUGGAUGAGGAUUUGAAGGUGCCCGAAGGGUUUCGUAUUAAAAGACCAAUCAUAUGCAUCAGGAAGAAUUAACACAAAAAUGCGAAGAUUGCAUAUAGCUAUCAACGAAUGUUACAUAUGUAUAUCAAGAAUGGAAUUUAUACCAAGAGAUGUCACUAUAUCCACUCUCCAUGUUCUUAUUGACGAUGAAAUGAACUAUAUUUGAAGAAAGCCUUUGCAUUUCAUUAAUACCCUGUCACGGAAAACAACACAAAUUUCACUAUAUGAAUAUAAAUUAUUUAAAAAAUCAUAUUCUCUAAAGAUAUGUCUGAAAGAUGACAAUGAAACAUAAUAAUAUUGUAGAUGGUGAUGAUUUUUUUUCUUUAUUCAUUGACAUACUAUGUAGACAUUGAAACUUUCCACGAAAUCUUGCUGACUUAUUAACUUACUCUACACAUGUUAAAAUAUAUAUGUUACAUGAUCGGUCUUUUUUUUUGUAAUACUGUAUACAGGUAACUAUUCGCCCCGUUUUAUUUUCGCCCCUUUCGCUCUCGUUGUCAAUGGGCGUAUUUCAGGCUGGACGACUUCAAAAUCUCUGGACUUUGUUGUAAUUCCCUGUGCGUGGGCGAGUUGAAAACGGAACGAUACCGUUUGCAAGUAUAGGGCAAAGGCGACAAUAACCCUGUAUACAGUAUAUUGUAUGAUGUACGCUUAUUCGUAAUUACCUACUUAAUUAGCUUGACUAGAUCUAAACAAUACAUGUAUUAUGAUGUAAAGUACAACGACAUAAUUUAACAAUCAUAAUAAAAACAU
Ostrea edulis (European flat oyster) is the source of this 1671-nucleotide messenger RNA. RefSeq lists its product as uncharacterized. The coding region runs from base 1 to 951 and encodes 316 amino acids. The transcript is spliced from 10 exons. The record is from RefSeq and is a predicted model, not a curated record. NCBI's taxonomy places the organism in Eukaryota, Metazoa, Mollusca, Bivalvia, Ostreida, Ostreidae.